CGGCGACGCGCUAGGGCGGCUCGCCUGUCUGUGUCGCUUGAACAUGGCAAGUCUGCAACUGAUGGCUCCCUCGGCCGUCUCUCUUCUCGUAUUUUGGUUCUCUUUUCCCCUUUCCUAUUCUUCUUCUUUCUUUUUGAUCCUUUCCUCUUUACGCGUCAAGAUGAACGGCGGGCUGCUGCUGCUACUUCGGAUGAUGACGCUCUCGGGCGAUCGGGCGAUCAGGCGAUCAGGCGAUCAUAUGAGACGCUGUUACUUGUACGGUUAGGGCGAAAACGCAUCCUCGUCCCGGGUUUGAGGCCGCCUUGGUACUCAAGAUGACGAGGACGGUACUCUCAUCGAACCGUCGAACCGCCGAGUGUUCA
Thermothelomyces thermophilus ATCC 42464 is the source of this 362-nucleotide messenger RNA. RefSeq lists its product as uncharacterized. Bases 44 to 265 code for a protein of 73 amino acids. The transcript has a single exon. NCBI's taxonomy places the organism in Eukaryota, Fungi, Ascomycota, Sordariomycetes, Sordariales, Chaetomiaceae. The record is from RefSeq and is a predicted model, not a curated record.